CUUAUUUCCGGGUCAUUGUCCAAUCCUGGUGUCUGAAACUCAACCGGGAAAUAAAGAAAGCUAAGCUUGUCAGGAGCUAACUUGCUAGCAGUAUUUUGCUUUUAAAUUCAACCAAUUGAGUCGUUAAUAAGGUCUGCAAAAUGGGUGAACCACAGCAGGUCAGCGCUCUACCUCCACCGCCCAUGCAGUACAUUAAGGAAUAUACAGAUGAAAACGUUCGCAAAGGUUCGGUUCCAAAGCCGCCUCCGCCCAUCAGAGACAGCUACAUGAUGUUUGGCAAUCAGUUUCAGUGCGAUGACCUUAUUAUCCGCCCUCUGGAGACCCAAGGUAUCGAGAGGCUGCAUCCUGUCCAGUUUGACCACAAACGGGAGCUCAAGAAGCUAAACAUGUCCAUUCUCGUAAACUUUCUGGACCUUUUGGACAUUCUUAUCAAAAGUCCGGGUAAUAUUAAGCGUGAGGAGAAGAUGGAGGACAUAAAGCUUUUGUUUGUUCACAUGCAUCAUCUGAUCAAUGAGUACAGGCCGCACCAAGCCAGGGAGACUCUAAGGGUGAUGAUGGAGGUGCAAAAGAGGCAGAGGUUGGAAACGGCGGAGAGGUUCCAAAAACACCUGGAGAGAGUGGUGGAGAUUAUCCAGGGGUGUACUUCUCUGCCUGACGACCUGCCGCAGAUGGAGAUCCAAGACGUUUCCGAGGGGGCAAAGAGCGUGUCCGGAGCAGCUGCCGUCACCUGUACGUCUGCACAGCCCCCUCGGCUGAAAAUGGAACCUAUGGAUGUUGAGGAAGCGGGGGCCAGCUGUAUGGUUGCAGGAAACCAGGAAAAGAAUCUCCCUUCUUCAAAAAGGGACAAAAUAUGGGAGAAAGAUGCCGCCAUGUGUAGUAUAAUUGAUGAAUUACCUUAACUGUGUGUUUUUCUUGCUUGUCUUUUGUACCUAAAAAUUGUUUGACUACUUGCAGUGUUGUCACAGGAACAGGAAGUCUUCUAAUAUUAAGUUAUCUAAGUGGUUAUCUAAGUUUUUUUUUCUUUCACUUGGAAAAUAAUUCAUUUAGUUGAAAUUCUGUAUUGAAACAUAGUAGUGUCAGUAUUUGUUCUAUCAACAAACAAAUGUUCAUUUGGGUAUGAUUAAAAAUUCCAAAUAAAAGUCUUACGUUAAAAGUUA
This is a messenger RNA of Oryzias melastigma (Indian medaka), 1157 nucleotides long. RefSeq names its product mediator complex subunit 7 (gene med7). The record is from RefSeq and is a predicted model, not a curated record. The transcript has 2 exons. NCBI's taxonomy places the organism in Eukaryota, Metazoa, Chordata, Actinopteri, Beloniformes, Adrianichthyidae. Gene Ontology annotation, molecular function: transcription coregulator activity. Gene Ontology annotation, cellular component: mediator complex. Gene Ontology annotation, biological process: regulation of transcription by RNA polymerase II. Bases 141 to 899 code for a protein of 252 amino acids.